Naegleria fowleri is the source of this 1347-nucleotide messenger RNA. RefSeq lists its product as uncharacterized. Bases 1 to 1347 code for a protein of 448 amino acids. Gene Ontology annotation, biological process: negative regulation of DNA-templated transcription. Lineage: Eukaryota; Heterolobosea; Eutetramitea; Acrasida; Naegleriidae. The transcript has a single exon. Gene Ontology annotation, cellular component: nucleus. Gene Ontology annotation, molecular function: transcription corepressor activity. The record is from RefSeq and is a predicted model, not a curated record.
AUGGCUCUUGCAUUUCUUAACUUGAAAUCUUUUCACCCUCUCAACAAACAAAAUCAGAGGAAGAAAUGGAUUGUGGAGCAACAGUAUUUGGCAAAGAAGAAGAAAGAGGAACAAAGAAGGAAAGAAUUAGAACAAGAGCAAGAAUUAUAUAAAGAUGAUCAAAUUACUACAGCGGAUAAGGCUUCUCGGAAAGGAAACAAGAAAAUCGAGAAUAAUGUUGUUUGGAAACAAACAACGGAAUUGCAAUCCGAGAUGAAGAGAAGGAAGCAAAUGCUAAAACAAAAAAUUGUAAAUACCGAUGAUCAACAACAAGUAACAACAAACAAACAAUCCGAAAAUAAUAAUCAGCCGUUAGAGUUUGUACCAUCCUCUUCAACAAAGAAGCCAGCGUCAUCAGCGACCUCUGCUGCUGUUUCUACAACAACUCCUACUGAAUUCUCUGAUUUUGUUAGAGGUUCGGACUCUCAACCCAAGAAGAAAUCCCGAAGAGGAGCAAGAAAACGCGGAAACAAUCAUCAUGACGAUACAACUUCAAUCAGUCAUGGAAAUGUAAAAUCGGUGGCCUUUCUCUAUCAAUUACCUCCUGGUCUGAAAGAUUCACUGGAGAGAGAAAAGAAGCAGAAGGAACGAGAAGAACAAGAACGAAAAGAAAGAGAGGAACGAAAUAGAAACAUUAUUCGAACAAAAGCUGCCCAUGGCUCCGCUGAAGGACUAAACUCAAUUCAAGACUUUAUGAAAAUUGAAACAAAAAAGAGUAAUGAAAAUGUACAAGAGACAGUCGAAACUCCUCAGAAUACUCUUCCUGUCAAUGAUGACAGUAAUAAUGAAGAGCCAAAAACAGAAAAGAAGUACAUUCCUAAAGACCAAUUAUCUGAUGUUGAAAAAUUCCCCUUCCUCAAACACGCUCCAACAGAAGGAGCCUAUACAGAAUUUGUAAAAGUGAAACACAAGCCGUUUGGUAUUGAAUUAAGGAAUGUAAAAUGUACAAAGUGUGGACAAUUUGGACAUACCAAUAUUGACAGAGAAUGUCCAUUGUUUGGAAUUAGUAGAGUGGAUUCUGAUAUUGUAGCUAGGGAAGAUCCACUUCUUCAAAUGCAACAAUCAAAUGUUGACUUUAUGACUACCGACACUGACCUGCCCAAUAAUGAUGAUGUUUUCGAAGAUUACUUUACCAAGGACGAUACAAGUCCAGAAGAAAUUUAUGAAGUCUUGGUGACCAUGUCUAAAGAGGAUAAGAAAAAGCUUUUCAAAAAGUACAAGAAGUUGAAAUCGAAACUGAAGAAGAGAAGGAAGAAGGCAGAGGAGGAGACAGCAACGUCCUCCACUAAAAAAGCCAAACUGAAAUAA